Messenger RNA from Manihot esculenta (cassava), 3118 nucleotides. RefSeq names its product receptor-like protein Cf-9 homolog. NCBI's taxonomy places the organism in Eukaryota, Viridiplantae, Streptophyta, Magnoliopsida, Malpighiales, Euphorbiaceae. Gene Ontology annotation, molecular function: protein binding. The transcript is spliced from 3 exons. The coding region runs from base 92 to 2965 and encodes 957 amino acids. The record is from RefSeq and is a predicted model, not a curated record.
UUUUCCACAUUCAUAAUAUUAUAAAUACUAAAUGCUUGCCCUGAUUUUUUAAUACCUCAAAGUUCCCAACUUUUUAGCUUUCUUCAACAGAAUGGCUAGUCUAGUAUGGCUUGCUAGCUUUCUCCUUUUGUUUCACUUUCAUUUUCAAGCUUCAGUUUCCUUUUCUUUGAAUUCCAACUCUUCAGCAAUGUUGUGCCAACGAGACCAGAGUCUUGCCUUGCUCCAAUUCAAGGAAACCUUUUCCAUUGCAAAGGCUGUCUUUGUCCCUCCUUAUUAUCCCAAGCCUUAUCUCAAGACAAAGUAUUGGAAAGAGGGCACUGAUUGCUGUUGGUGGGAUGGGAUUACAUGUGAUAUGGAAACGGGUAAUGUAAUUGGCCUUCACCUUUCUAAUAGCUUCUUGUAUGGUCCUAUCUAUUCUAACAAUCCUCUUUUCUCUCUUCGCCAUCUCCGAAAACUCGACUUGUCUUUAAAUGAUUUCAACCACUCUCGAAUUGUUCCUCAGUUUGGCCAGUUUUCCAAGUUAACACAUCUUAAUCUAAGCUAUUCUGGUUUUGUGGGUCAAAUUCCUUCAGAAAUUACUUACCUGUCAGGUUUGCUAUCUCUUGAUCUUUCUUGGAAUUAUGAUUUGAUAUCAGAAACCACUAUUUUUACCAAGCUUGUUCAAAACCUAACCCAAUUACGGGAAUUGGACUUGAGUGAAGUAAACAUGUCUGUGGUUGCACCUAGUUCCUUGAUGAAUUUGUCUUCUUCUUUGACAUCUCUCAAACUUGAAUUUUGUGAAAUGCAAGGAAAAAUCCCCGAUAUCAGUCGUCUAUCUAAAUUGGUUUCACUUGAUCUUUCUUGGAAUUUUGGUGGUUUGACAAUAGAACCAAUGAUUUUUGACAAGCUUGAUAGAAAUCUAACCAAGAUAAGAGACUUAGCCUUCGGAGAUGUAAACAUGUCCAUGGUUGAACCUAGUUCUUUGAUGAAUAUCUCUUCUUAUUUAUCAUCACUUGGACUUCGAUAUUGUGAAUUGAAAGGGAAAUUUCCAGACAACAUAAUUCAACGAUCAAACCUCCAACUGCUUGAUUUAUUGGGUAAUGAAGAUCUCAACGGUUCCUUACCUCGGCAUAACUGGAAUAAUUCUCUCAGGUCUUUGUCUCUUUCUUUGACACAAAUUACAAUAUAUUUGGACCAUGAUUUUAUCAGUAAUUUGAAGUCUUUAGAAACUUUGGAGCUCUGUCAAUGCAAUUUUAGAGUUUCAAAUUUGAAAUUUUUGGGUAUGUUGACUCGACUCAUUACGUUGGAUAUCUCCUUUAAUAAUUUCAGUGGUCAAAUUCCAUCUUCACUUGGAAGUCUUAAGCAGCUCUCUUAUUUAUACCUUUCCGAUAACAAUUUCAGUGGUGAGAUUCCCUCCUCUUUUAAAAACCUUAAACAACUUCAGGAAUUGUGGCUCCAAAAUAACCAUUGUAGUGGUCCCAUUCCUCAUUAUUUUACAAACUUCACACUACUUUAUGUUUUAUAUUUAUCAAAUAAUAAAUUCACAGGCCCCAUCCCUUUCCAAGUAGGCGGGUUUUCAAGUCUAAUAUCCCUAUAUUUAUCUAAUAACUUAUUAAAUGCAACAAUACCACCCUCUGUGUUUAUCCUACCUCAGUUGCGCUAUUUAUUGCUCGACAAUAACCAGCUCACCGGUCGUUUAGGUCCAUUCCAAGAAAAUCCAUUGGUUCAUAUUGAUUUGAGCAAUAACAAGUUGUAUGGCUUCAUUCCAAGCUCAAUUUUCAAACUUGUGGACUUGAAUGUUCUCAUUCUUUCAUCCAAUAAAUUGAUAGGAGAAGUUUCUUCAGCAGUUUGCAACCUAAAUUCUCUCAAAAUUCUUGACUUGUCAAACAACAGUUUGAACGGCUUCAUCCCACAAUGUUUGGGAAAUUUCAGCAAUGAUCUCUCGGUGCUGCAUUUGGGCACGAACAAUUUCCAAGGAACCAUCCCUGAGACGUUUUCAGCAAGAGGCAGCUUGAGAUAUUUGAACUUCAAUGGCAAUCAAUUGCAAAGGAGAAUCCCUCUGUCCAUUUCUAAUUGUAGAAAUUUGGAGAUUUUAGAUCUUGGAAACAAUAAUAUAGAUGACUCAUUCCCCCAUUUCUUGGAAACUCUUCCGGAGCUGCAAAUUCUAAUUCUGAAAUCCAAUAAACUCCAUGGAUUUGUGAAAGGGUCCUCUACCAAUUAUUCCUUCUCAAAGCUGCGAAUGUUUGACCUCUCCGAUAACAUGUUGAGCGGGCCAUUACCUUCAGGGUAUUUCAAUAAUUUCAAAGCAAUGAUGAACUUUGAUGUCAAGAUGGAGUACAUGAGGACACCAAAUUUUUCUUACGAUUAUUCUGUGCGUCUGACACUCAAAGGAGUUGAGAUUGAGUUGGUGAGAAUCCAAACACUUCUUACAACCAUUGAUUUGUCAGGCAACAAAUUCACAGGGGAGAUCCCACAGUCUAUUGGAAAGCUUAAAGCACUUAAGUUGCUCAACUUUUCUCACAAUCAACUCACGGGCAAUAUUCAACCAUCAUUGAGGGAAUCGUCCAAUUUGGAAUCACUAGACCUCUCUUCAAAUUUUCUUGUUGGAAGGAUUCCUAUGCAGUUGACAGAUUUAACAUUUCUGCAAGUAUUUCGGGUUUCAGAUAAUCGACUUGAAGGACCCAUACCUGAAGGAAAGCAGUUCAACACAUUUGAUAAAAGUUCAUAUGAAGGAAAUUUGGGAUUGUGUGGAUUUCCACUAGAAAAAUGCAAUAAUGGGGAGAGGCAAAAACCAGAAAUAUCCAAGGAAGAUGAUUCCAAUUCUAAAUUUGGAUUUGGGUGGCAACCUGUAGUGGCAGGGUAUGGAUGUGGAGUAAUAUUUGGUAUUGCAAUGGGAUAUCGUGUGUUUAAAACAAGAAAACCAAUAUGGUUUGUGAGGAUAGUUGAAGGACAAAGACGUGCAAAGCCAAAAAGAUUCAAAAACUAGGAUUUCUUGGUAUUUACAGGUAGAUGAAGAAUAAGUGAGCAGAUGCAAAAUGAAGAUACAGAUCGGACAUGAAUGCAGUGGAAAACAUAGCAUUAUAUUUCUUUUUCUUUUUUUUUUCUUUUAAAAAUAUUGUCUUUUUAAUAUGUAUAAAAA